Molecule: messenger RNA, 975 nt
Organism: Sesamum indicum (sesame)
Lineage: Eukaryota; Viridiplantae; Streptophyta; Magnoliopsida; Lamiales; Pedaliaceae
Product: peroxidase 27-like
Biological process (GO): response to oxidative stress; hydrogen peroxide catabolic process
Molecular function (GO): heme binding; peroxidase activity
Source: RefSeq, a predicted model, not a curated record
AUGGCUUUCACUAAGCAUAUUCUUGUCAUUCUUGUUCUUCUUGGCAUCUUCAACAUAUGCAAUGCUCAAGGGCUGAAGCUCGGCUUCUACAAGAAGACAUGUCCGCCCGCUGAGGCGAUCGUUAAACGGGAAACUGCUCGUAUAAUUUCUGUUGCUCCAACUCUUGCCGCCCCUCUGCUGAGAAUGCAUUUACUGCCCCGUAUAUUAAGGGGGGGUUGCGAUGGUUCGGUGCUGUUGAAUUCAACCGGAAACAAUCAAGCUGAGAAGGAUGCAUUUCCAAAUCUAUCCCUUAGAGGGUUCGGAUCAAUCGACAGAGUGAAAUCUGCGGUGGAGAAGAAGUGCCCUGGUGUUGUUUCUUGUGCUGAUAUCCUAGCUUUGGUUGCUCGUGAUGCAGUUUCCCUUCUAAAUGGACCUUUCUGGCCAGUACCCUUGGGAAGAAGAGAUGGGAGAGUGUCAAACAGCUCUGAGGCGUUGGCCAAUCUUCCACCUCCUUCUUUCAACAUCACUCAAUUGAAAUCAUCAUUUGCCUCAAAGGGCUUGAGUACAAAGGACCUCGUAGUUUUGUCAGGAAGCCACACUAUUGGAACAUCUCACUGCUCCAGCUUCACCAGCCGUUUGUACAACUUCACCGGUAGGGGUGACAGUGACCCGUCGUUGGACUCAAACUACGUUGCUCAAUUGAAGAGGAAGUGCAGCGCAACAGACACCACAACACUCGUGGAGAUGGAUCCCGGAAGCUUCAAAACGUUUGACGAAGGUUAUUACACCCUUGUAACCAAAAGAAGAGGGCUUUUUACAUCUGAUUCAGCUCUUCUGGAUGAUGGUGAGACGAGGGCUUACGUUAGGCGUCAAGCUACCUUUAAGGGAUCAACUUUCCUCAAAGACUUUGCCAAGUCCAUGGUGAAAAUGGGCAAGAUUGGUGUCCUAACUGGGAACCAAGGUGAGAUUAGGAGAAGAUGUGCUUUUGUUAAUUAA